AUAAAACUUGUCUUAAUAGUGUGUUUAAAAGCCUAAAACUUACAUUUUCAUUAUUAUUUUUAUUUCCAUUUUUCAAGAAUGACCAUGCCAGUACGAUGUAAGACACCACAUGCGACGCCUCCUUUGGGUCAGUACAUAUCCGAGCCUGUGAACACGAUCGUCCGAAGUCCGAAUGGAUGCAACCAAGGUCAGGUGAUCACCUCUGAGCUUAACCUUAUGGAAAUGACCGAGGUUGAAUACAAACACCUUCAGGACCUCAUUCAAUCCCAUAUGGAAGCUCAGGACGUCCCUGUAGAGGUCCAGAUAAAUCCACCAUCAUCUACUCCGGACGGCGAGAGUGAAAAGAGCUCCAAGGUGUGUCCGUCUCCAUACACAUCACCUGAAAGUCAGCCAGAUGCAUCUUCUUCAUCCUCUUCGGCUUCAGUGUCUAGUAACCAAGGAUUAGAAGACAGUAAGGAGGUUAAUCUGCUGCUUUACAGUGAUCCGAGUAACGUGAAUAGUUUACGAGAUAGCACUCCCCUCUGCAAAGGUGAGGUUCCCAGCGCUGUGAUGGAGAACAUCAGGUGUGUCAGGAAGGGAGCGAGAAAGAGAAACCGAAGGGUCCAUGCUCACGGCUCAAGACUUCACACACGGGCACGGGUUUGUCUGGAGAAGAGAUUUAUGUCGCUGCUCUGCAACUCUAUGGACAUGACAGGUAUCGCAGUACAUUCACAGCUGGAAGAGAGUCCUAAAGCAGAGAUGACUGCUGCAGAAGGCUGUGCUCACACAGGGAAUCAAGGUGAUUUCUCUCAGGAUGACAGCAAACAUCCUGAAGACAUCCUAUCCAAGAACCUGGGCAUCAGUAAGACUGCUGAGUCUGUGCCAAGAUCCCCGUGGAUUAUUUUCACUGACACACCUAACGAGGAGCCGGUCAGCAGCAUGGAAAAAGAGGAAAUGCUUACAGCUGUGAAGCUAGCCAGGAGGCAUGGAGCCAGACCUUUGCAAGCCCAGGAUCCAAAUAUAAUACAGGGCUCAGAAAAACGGAAACCUGGUUGUAAAUUAGGCCAAACAACCCGACAUCCUUUAAAGGUUACUCAGCGUAAAGAGAAACACAACUUCAAUGAGAGAGAGCGCAGGAGGAAAAUCCGGCUGUGUUGCGAUGAGCUGAACAUGUUGGUGCCAUACUGCAACCGUUACACGGACACUGCCACAACUCUUCAGUGGACAACUGCCUAUCUCAAAUACAUCAGAGAGGUCUAUGGGAACUCCAUAAAACAGGAAUUUCAGAACACGUUCUGUGGGAAAACCGGUGUUCGGAUCAAGCCGAGCUGCGCUGAUGAUGCCACAGAAUGUAAGAAGUCAGCAUCAGAUGAGUGACUUAUCUGCAAUACUGCUGUAUACUUACAGUCAGCGCUAGCAAAAGAACUCAUUUUCCAUUGGUUAUAACUGUAAUUAUUUAAUCUUUGUAUUUAUUGACGAUACAUUCUGAUUUAUUGUUACUCUACACUCUAUAAAUUAAAACCGUUUUUUCUUCUAUACUAUAUGAAAUGUACAAUUCAUAAUCUCCUGACAUGCUGUCACAAAUCCACUUUAGUUUAGCCCAUAACUUACCCAUAACAUUAGACAUAUCUUUCUUUUCAGCUACAGAGUAGAUCAGUUCAACCUAUAUAUAUAUAUAUAUAUAUAUAUAUAUAUACAUCCUGACUGCCUGUGCAUGUUUAUAAUGAAUCUCUUUAUGCUCCUGUCCAAAUAUUGGUAGAUGGCGUUGUUUUUACAUAUACCAGUUCUGAAACACAGUUCAGCUUUGUGUUUACAGAAAUGUGUGUGGUGUGU
Molecule: messenger RNA, 1812 nt
Organism: Hemibagrus wyckioides
Lineage: Eukaryota; Metazoa; Chordata; Actinopteri; Siluriformes; Bagridae
Exons: 6
Coding region: 79-1356 (425 amino acids)
Biological process (GO): regulation of DNA-templated transcription; spermatogenesis
Cellular component (GO): nucleus
Molecular function (GO): RNA polymerase II cis-regulatory region sequence-specific DNA binding; DNA-binding transcription factor activity, RNA polymerase II-specific; protein dimerization activity
Source: RefSeq, a predicted model, not a curated record